Messenger RNA from Talpa occidentalis (Iberian mole), 3369 nucleotides. RefSeq names its product transcription elongation factor A N-terminal and central domain containing (gene TCEANC). Gene Ontology annotation, biological process: DNA-templated transcription. Gene Ontology annotation, cellular component: nucleus. Lineage: Eukaryota; Metazoa; Chordata; Mammalia; Eulipotyphla; Talpidae. The record is from RefSeq and is a predicted model, not a curated record.
GGCCGGACGUUCUCUCCGGACGCGGGUCCUCGCAGGGCGCCCGGGCCGCUCGGUGCCUGUCGGUCCCUCUGCCAGGUGGAGACAGCCAUACACCUGUCUUGGGUAAUGGCGAGGACUGAGAUGCGCUGAGCAGGGAUGGUGUGCACAGUUGCUCCGUAAAUGUGCGGGCCUUACUAAGAGACCUUUCAGAAACCCUGCACAGGUAACUAUGGCCUGUGUGCUGCCCAUGCUGCCCUCUGGAAGCUGUAACUGGCCAAUAUGAGCUUAAGAAAACGGAAGCCUCUUUUUUUUCCUUUGAGCUGCGAAGAUGUCUGACAAGAACCAGGUCGCCGCCCGAGCUGCCCUGAUUGAGCGGCUGCUGUCUCAAAGGAAUUUUGAGGAUCUUGGCGACCACCUUGCUGAGCUAGAGACUCUUCCUGUGACUAAGGAGCUCCUCCAGGAGACAGAUGUGGUAAGGGCGGUGUACAGAGUCCUCAGAGCCUGCCCCACGGUGGCUUUGAAAAAGAAGGCCAAGUGUUUGCUCUCACAGUGGAGAGCUCUUUAUAAGGAUCCUCACUGCAAAGCCAGGGCUGGCCCUAAUUUCUUCACCACUGGUGGAAACAAAGAGGAAAAUUCGGGACUUUCUCGUGGCCCAGGUCAGGAUGAGGUACCAGCCGGCCCUGGCUCUGCUUCUCCACAAUCAUCUCCAGAGGCCUUGGCGGAAGCUACUGACAGGACGGCGCCAGGGAACAGCCCCGGGCAGAUGGAACCUAAGGAAGGGCAUAUGGGGGGCGACCCUGAACCUUCCAGGGAGAGGUCAGGCGAGCUGCUGGAUCCCAGGGGGCCCUUGAGAAGCAAGUGCACACAGCUGCUGUAUGAUGCCUUAGCGGGCUCCUCCACGGGUCAGCCCCAGGCUGCUGUGUGGCCAAACUUUGCGCGAGAAAUUGAAGAGCACAUCUUUGCCCUUCAUUCAAAGAACCUCAAAAAAUACAAAACUUGUAUCAGAAGCAAAGUUGCCAAUCUGAGGAACCCCCGGAACCCUCACUUAUCGCGAAACCUGCUCUCUGGGGCCAUGUCCCCAAGGGAAUUUGCCGAAAUGACCGUCCUGGAAAUGGCCAGUGAGGAACUGAAGCAGCUGCGAGCAUCUUAUGCGGAAUCCUGCAUCCAGGAGCGGUCGCUGCCCCGCGCUGUCGAGGGCACGCCGACGAGGAAAAUAAAAUGCAGGCGGUGCGAGCAGUUCAACUCGGUCACCUUGAUUGCCAGGGGCACGCUUUUCCUUCCAAGUUGGGUACGGAAUUCAAACCCAGAUGAAGAAAUGAUGACCUACGUCAUCUGUAACGAGUGCGGGGAGCAGUGGUACCACAGCAAGUGGGUGUGCCUGUGAACCCCACCCGGCGGGGCACCUUUUAUUUGUACGGGCCCAUUAUGCUUGUUCGCACAUGGUGUGCACACGUCGGCAGGCUCUCGAAGCUGAAGGAAAGCGGCGCCUGUGGCUGCUCCCGCCGUGUCACGAAACACUGACAGUUUGGGCGAAUGGGUGACUAUUUGCCUUGUGCCUUAUGGCCACUUAGUUCAAGAUCGUUUGAGAUGUGCUGUCUCAGCAACAGGCCUGGAGUCCUGCAUGUUAGAAUCACCAGGAAGCUUUGAAAACUCACUGAUGCCAGGGCCCAUGCUAGAGCCAUCCGAGCUAACUGCGGGGUGUGGUCCAGCCAUCAACCUUUUUUAAUUCCCCAAGUUAUUUUUAGAUGCAGUUGGGGCUCAGAGCUACUCAGAGAUGGGUCACUUAAUCCUUUUCACAGCGCUAAGAAAGGGACGUCAUCCUAUGCGCUUUACAGAUGAGGGAGCAGGGCUGCAAGCCACCUGGCCGCAAGCUGCCCAGCUCAGGCUGCUCCUGGCUCUUCUGAAUCCACCACCCGCGACUGCCGUGCUGUUGACUUCUGAAAACGGUGUCCAUGGAGCCACAUGCGCUGCAUUGACAUUGGACACUAGAGCUUUGUCAUCGCCUCGACUCUUCUCCUUUUACGGGACUCCUUGAGCCAUGAAGGUCCCCCUAUAACUCAUUUUGCACAAUUAAAAAUUUCUUUCUUGUGCUCUUUACAUUUUUUUCCUCCCACAAGUUCUCCAGGGUAAAUUUUUUUUUUACGAUUUAUUCUAAUUUAUGCAUACAAGAACUCGGGUGUAGGCCAGCGGUACAGGUUGAGGGUGAGAGGAUUCACCAGAGACAGAGUGGGGAGCAGAACAGGUGGUUUGACUGAAAUACACUGCUGAGGGGAACAGCGGGGAGACAGGAGAGGUCUGCUGCGCCAUGUGGGUUGCUCCCUGGCUGGGGAUCAAACUCAUGCUACAGUGGCUGCUGAUAGCUUGAUAGCACUGACUUUAACCCCUGCGCCACCAGGGUAAACUUUAAACAAAUAUAUAUACAGUUGGUCACUACUGGGGUUAAGAGGCAAGUUCUGCAUAACUUUCACUGACUUCAAGUCAUCUGUCCAUUAGACCUGGGAGGAGUCAGUUCCAGAACAUUUCACAGCAUAUUCACAUUUACUGUGUGGACCCAGUGCCACCUUAUCUCCAGUGAUAAGGCUGCUACUCCCUUCCUGGUUUCAGAACAGCAAAGUUCAGGCUGGCAUGCUGUGACCCUUUUCAGUCUGAAGCUCCACUUCUGCUUAUAGAAAAACGAACAUUAAUCUGGCCAAGGAAGUCCCCUGACCUCAGUCUUUGACUUUCCCAACAUUUCUCUAAUGAAUCAAAUGUCUUCGAGGCCUUAGCCAACCAUGUGGGACCAGUCUGUGAAAUUGGUUAAACACAACCAGCCUGCUACAUGAUCACUGCUGGUUUUGUCUCUUGAAAAACUUCCAUAGAACGUUCAUAGUUAUCAUUUUGUUAGAGUUUCCCUUGGCAUCAUCUACAGACCUCCACAUUUCUACCAGGUCUUUUCUCCUAGCUCGCCUAACUUCCUUUCUCGAAACUCUGAAGGCCUGAUGGUCUGUCUAGCCAAGCUGCUCAAGACAGCCCCGACAAAGUUCUGGUUUGUGUUCCCAAGGGGUUUGAGGCCAGCAAGGGUGCAUUCUCUGCUGCUGUCUCCUCCCUCUGGCUUCCCAGAGCUGCUUAUUGUCAGGUGACACGUCAAGUCUUUUCCAGAGAAACUUGCCAAAUCACCUAAAACUCCCAAGUUUUGCAAAGUGGUUUUGUAUGACUUGGAAUGAUCUUAGAAACCAGCCAUUGGGUAGAAAAGAGUGGAAACCAAGUGUGGUUGAUCAGGUCAUGUCGGCUUUUGGUUUGGGGGAUUUUGUGUGUGACUUUUGAGGGGGUGGGUUUUGUUUUGUAGUUUUGAUUUAUACUGAAAUUUUGCAUACUAAAUUUGCAGAAAAAUAAAAACAUUUGAAAUGGAAA